Molecule: messenger RNA, 456 nt
Organism: Lodderomyces elongisporus
Lineage: Eukaryota; Fungi; Ascomycota; Pichiomycetes; Serinales; Debaryomycetaceae
Exons: 1
Coding region: 1-456 (151 amino acids)
Source: RefSeq, a predicted model, not a curated record
AUGUCUUCAACAACAGCAUCAAGCACAGCUCCUACAUCAGUAUCGCUGCUACUGGAACAGCAAGUAACAUUUCAGUAUGCAAACGAGUGCGACUUGGAAAUCCAUUGCUCUCCCUUUGGUCUUAGUGGAUUAUACAUCAGAUUGGGUGGUACAAAUAUCAUGGGUAUAGGGUCAACAAUGGGGCUAAUAACGGGAAGCACAAAGGGACUUAUACACUAUAACAAUAGCAAUGAUUUCUUGGGCAAGAAAUACAAGUUAUAUAUUGUUGUUGAAGGAACCAGUUUAAGGAUAGAUUUCACACCAAUUAUGGAAGAAAAAGCCAGCUCUUCAGUUGCAGAAGACGACGAUAAAGAGGAAGUACCCACCUUGGUGUUUAAUGGACCAUGUCCUGAAGGACGACCGGAUGAGAUUGAGCCGUUUAUAGGUAUCUUUUCCUUUGAAAGAGAAACUGAGUAG